Molecule: messenger RNA, 1030 nt
Organism: Xenia sp. Carnegie-2017
Lineage: Eukaryota; Metazoa; Cnidaria; Anthozoa; Malacalcyonacea; Xeniidae
Product: dnaJ homolog subfamily B member 9-like
Cellular component (GO): endoplasmic reticulum
Molecular function (GO): misfolded protein binding; protein-folding chaperone binding
Source: RefSeq, a predicted model, not a curated record
ACCAAUCAUAUGUUGUUUCGUGUUGAAUCUAAAGUUAAAUCCCCGGUUGUCACAGUUGUCGAGCAUAAUAUCCCAAGUUUAUCUAUUUGUGAUUGUUAUUGAACUUAGCGAUCGUAUAUUCAAGGAUAUUUGGAAAUUUUGGUUAACUUAAAUUGCUUCAUGCAGUGUGAGAAUCUUUUUGUUAUAGCAGCCGUUUUCGGUGCAUUUGUCACAGAACUGACCAUGGUACUGGCAGGAAAAGAUUAUUAUAAGAUUCUUGGAGUGCCCAGAGAUGCAAAAGAUAGGCAAAUAAAAAAAGCCUUCAGAAAAUUAGCUGUUAAAUAUCAUCCUGACAAAAAUAAAGAAAAAGACGCAGAAAGUAAAUUUCGAGAAAUUGCCGAAGCAUAUGAGGUUUUAUCAGACGAAAAAAAGCGUCGUUUAUAUGACCAGUUUGGAGAAGAUGGUUUGAAAGAAGAAGGUUUUAGAUCACAAACAUACGAUUUUAAUGACUUUAAGCAUUUUGACGGAUUUGGUGAAUUUGGGGGAAGAAAUGGAAACAGACAGCGUGGUAAUGGUUUUAAGUUUUCAUUUGGUGGUGGUAAUUUUAAUGAUUUUUUCAACAUGGAUCAUGAUGAUGAUGAUGAUGAUGAAUAUUUUGAUGAGGAAUUUAGUCCAUUUGGUGGAGACUUUGAAGGAUUUAGUGAUGGGUUUGAAAGUUUCGAGGAUUUUGGGGAAUCAAUGUUUGGACACCAUAGAAACACACAUGGAAACAAUAUUCAUACUGGACAUACAUUUCGAGAGUCAUCAGGUUCUCGUAAACAAAGUUGUCGAACUGUGACACGUAAAGUUGGUAAUAUGGUCACUACUUUCACACAAUGUACAUAAAAUUGUUAUUUAUUGAAUCCUAUAAAGUUAUGUUUCAAUGCUUGUGUACGCUUGAUUUUAAAUUGUUUCAUGAGAAUGAUAAUAAGUUUUGAAUGGUUAAGCACUGUCAAUAAGAGCCCAUGAAUAUUACAAUUGUUUAUAUUUAAAUAUAUUUAAUUGGUUAGAA